CUUCCGAUAAGACAGACCCCAUAAAGUCUCCAUUAUCAAUCGUCGCCUCUGUCUCCCCUCCAUCCCUGUCCGUUUUGACUUCCAUCUCUUCCCAAAGACUCGAGAUAUCUUCAGAUCCCGUUCACCAUCUGUCAUGGCUUCUCGACCAGGGCCCGCAGCUAGGGGUGGUGUGACCGGCCGCUUCGCGCAGUUUAAGUUAGUACUAUUAGGAGAAUCUGCGGUUGGAAAGAGCUCCAUAGUCUUGAGAUUUGUGAAGGAUCAAUUCGACUCGUAUCGCGAAUCCACCAUCGGCGCUGCUUUCCUAACACAAACCAUUUCCUUAGAUGAGAACACUACUGUUAAGUUUGAGAUCUGGGAUACUGCCGGCCAGGAGCGGUACAAGUCCCUUGCGCCCAUGUACUACCGUAAUGCGAACUGCGCCGUCGUUGUCUAUGAUAUCACCCAAUCCGCAUCCCUCGAUAAGGCAAAGGCUUGGGUAAAGGAAUUGCAAAGACAAGCGAACGAGAACAUUAUCAUUGCCCUUGCCGGAAACAAACUGGAUUUAGUUAGCGAACAACCCGAUAAGCGAGCCGUCUCGACUGCUGAUGCUGAGGCCUACGCAAACGAGGCAGGAUUAUUGUUCUUCGAAACUUCGGCUAAGACUGCAGAGAAUGUCCGGGAACUAUUUACCGCCAUCGCGAAGAAGUUGCCGCUCGAUCAAGUCGGUCCCCGACAUACCAGACCUGGACAGCGACCGGGAGGCGUUAGCUUGGCUCCGGAGGGUGCAAAUACACAAUCAGGAGGGCCUUGCGCAUGUUAGAGGCAGUUCUGGGAGCUACUGGAUACUACCGAGACCUGGUACAGCGAAUUCUAUCGUAGCCUGCUG
This is a messenger RNA of Daldinia loculata, 865 nucleotides long. RefSeq names its product putative GTP-binding protein ypt5. NCBI's taxonomy places the organism in Eukaryota, Fungi, Ascomycota, Sordariomycetes, Xylariales, Hypoxylaceae. Gene Ontology annotation, molecular function: GTP binding; GTPase activity. The record is from RefSeq and is a predicted model, not a curated record. The transcript has 5 exons. Bases 134 to 799 code for a protein of 221 amino acids.